Serpula lacrymans var. lacrymans S7.9 is the source of this 482-nucleotide messenger RNA. RefSeq lists its product as uncharacterized. NCBI's taxonomy places the organism in Eukaryota, Fungi, Basidiomycota, Agaricomycetes, Boletales, Serpulaceae. The record is from RefSeq and is a predicted model, not a curated record. The transcript has a single exon. Bases 144 to 335 code for a protein of 63 amino acids.
AUCUGACAGGUGCGGAGAUCAAUUUGAAGCUGACUUCGUGCAACUACAUACUAGGAAGCCUUAACAUGAACAUGAUAGCAUAGCCAAUUGCAGAAGUCAACUAAUAAAUAUGCCUGGAAACCAGCUCGCGCACAAACACUGUGAUGCACCAUGAUCGUCCAGCAGGAGCACGUGGAAGGCCGCUUGGGGUAAAGCCCAAGAGUACUGCAAGCGAUGCAGCAAGCAACAAGCCUCUCCUACCACACGUUGAGCCGUGCUUAGCUCGCUCGUUACAACGCUUGUUGCAAGGAUGGAGAACGGCGUCCAGAAAAGGGUUUAUGUCCUGUGAAAUAUAGAAGGGAAUGAGUUGGGUCAGAGAAAUACGCCCGACUAAAAUCCUUGCCUAAGAGGACGUCGCUCGUCAUCCUAACAAGAAGCGCGAUGGAUGCCAGCGCGCGAAGGUCGGCUAUCCGCUGGGAGGUUGGGCUAAGAAAAUUCGAAUC